This is a messenger RNA of Fusarium pseudograminearum CS3096, 1809 nucleotides long. RefSeq lists its product as uncharacterized. The record is from RefSeq and is a predicted model, not a curated record. NCBI's taxonomy places the organism in Eukaryota, Fungi, Ascomycota, Sordariomycetes, Hypocreales, Nectriaceae. The transcript has 8 exons. The coding region runs from base 1 to 1809 and encodes 602 amino acids.
AUGCCUGGCGUCGCUAAAGAGGCUGUCGUGCCCAUUGAGGCCGUGCUUUUCGCUGUAGCAUCCUUCCUUGUUCUUGCCCGAUUAACUCUUCGAGCUGUCCGUCAACGUCAGAGCCUCACCGUCAGUGACUGGUUUCUUAUCGCAUCAUGGUUCGAUGCUGCCGCACUCUUCGGAACCGAUACGGCUUCAUACAACUUGGGAGGAAUGGAUGAAUACGAUCCGGAAGCACCACCGCGAAGCAUCGAAGACCAGGUCGCUUUAGCCAAGAUCUCGUUUGCUGGGAACUACUUCUAUGAUACUGGAAUCUAUCUACCGAAGCUGGCUUUGCUGGCACUUUACUUCAAGCUCAUUCCGCAGACACUUCCAAUGUUGCGCAAGGCGCUCUAUGCCAGUACUGCAUUGACUGGAACGUUCAUGGUAACAACCUGUUUCCUAGAUACAUUCUGGUGCGGUGCCAAUGUCGCGGUGAAUUGGGAUCCAGAAGGGGGCUGCAGCACAUUCGAAUCGAAGAUGGUGUUUCGCAUCGACUGGGGAAUGAACCUUGUUUCAGACAUCUUGGUAUUCCUUCUACCUUUUCCUCUUCUUUUCGGUCUUCAACUUAGUCGGCGCUACAUGGUCGGUCUCAUUGCCAUAUUUGCGUCGGGAAUCAUCACAGUGGGAGCAAGUAUUGGCAGAUUUAUCACCAUCGAUACAAUCCACGCAUGGACAAAUGUUUAUGUGUUGUCAAUGACUGAGCUUGCGGCUGCGAUUGUCGUGGUAUCUCUUCCAGCAUUGAAGUCUCUCCUCCACGGCUUUGGCCUACGCUCGACAAAACAAGGAACAACGCAAACAGGUUCUGGGUAUCACAAGCACUCAGCAACAGUUACCUCAUCGAGCCACUUCAACAUGCUUUCUAGCGGCCGAGACCGUAAUGCUGAGCCCUAUGGGACCACUGCUCGCGUGGCAGCCGUCCCUGAGGAAGACUCGGGAAGUGAAGUGGAGCUGACGAACCUUCAAGGGAUCUACAAGUCGGCCCGCAUUUCGGAAUGGAUCCUUCUUGCAGUAUCGUACCUCUUCGUUGGCCUCCGAAUCUAUGCUCGUCUGUUCCGUGCUCGCCAGAAACUCGAUGCUUCAGAUUGGCUUCUGGUCGUCUCAGCUUUCAAUGCUCUAGCUCUCAUUAUCUGCGAUACACUCACGUACCAGAUGGGUGUCUUGGAUGAAUACAAAACGUCAGUCAAGCUCUCCAAGAUCUCUUUCGCGUCGAACUACUUCUACGAUUUCGGGAUGGGGUUUCCCAAACUGAGUAUGUUGGCCUUCUAUUGGGCAUACUUCCUGCCCUCCAAUGGUGUUAGCUCUGCCAUGCGAAAAACUCUAUACGGCAUCACUGCAUUUGUCUGUAUAUCAUACCUUGUCAUUCUCUUUGACGAUACCUUCUUCUGCGGAAAGGAUGUUUCUGUUCAGUGGUCUCAAGAAGAGGGAGCAUGCAGUGUUUUCUAUGCACCUGAGCCCUUCAUUCUUAACUUCACCUUGAACCUGGCUUGCUAUUUUGCUGUCUACGCUCUUCCCCUUAUCCUACUCGUUCAAGGCGUUCUCAAGACCUCCACUGGUGUCAUGGUUACAUUUGUACUUGGAGCUCUGACGAUCUGUACCACGAUGGUUCGAUUCAUCACCCUCAAGGUCGGCACUGGACAAGAAAACCUUGUCUACCCACUCAGCAUGGUUGAGAUGGCGCUUGCCAUUACGGUUGUUGCCCUUCCUGGGUUGAGGCCACUCGUUAGCCGUCCUAUGAAGCAUGAGACUGCUAAUGAAAGCUUUUAUGUUAAGAACUAA